This is a messenger RNA of Pygocentrus nattereri (red-bellied piranha), 2611 nucleotides long. It is a transcript of the gene nherf1a, whose product is annotated as SLC9A3 regulator 1a. Gene Ontology annotation, biological process: protein localization to plasma membrane. Gene Ontology annotation, cellular component: apical plasma membrane. The transcript has 6 exons. Gene Ontology annotation, molecular function: signaling receptor binding; protein-membrane adaptor activity. Bases 223 to 1326 code for a protein of 367 amino acids. The record is from RefSeq and is a predicted model, not a curated record. NCBI's taxonomy places the organism in Eukaryota, Metazoa, Chordata, Actinopteri, Characiformes, Serrasalmidae.
GUCUUGACUAAAACUCGAUUCUUAAGGGUUUGGGGACGAGGGAGUGUCUGUGUACCUCAAGGGGUAAUCGCUUAGUUGUGAAAUUACUUCGAAGAAACUCCCCUAGCUCAGCUUCUAGGUCACUUUCUCUUCUGGCUAGGCCAAGUUUAAGUUUUAAUUCUGGACUUUGUGUAAAUCUGUGUGAGCGCAGUUCUGAACGCUGACUCUUGAAAGUUGGACAGCAUGUCAGGCGACCUCAGGCCCAGGCUGUGUGUUUUGGAAAAGGGCAGCGAUGGCUACGGUUUCCAUCUUCAUGGGGAGAAGGGGAAGACGGGCCAGUUUAUCCGGCUGGUGGAGCCGGGUUCUCCGGCUGAGAGCUCGGGUAUCCGGCCCGGAGACAGAGUGGCGUUCGUGAACGAGGAGAGCGUGGAGGGAGAGAGCCACCAACAGGUCGUCUCCCGUAUCCGAGCUGUUACUGGCAAGCUGGAGCUCAUCGUGGUGGACGACGAGACGCAGGAGCUGCUGGCGAAACUCAACCUCAAGUGCCAAAAGGAGUUCGUCACUGAUGGUAUCCCUACAGCGGACGGUGAGCCGGAGCCCCGCGCAGAGCUGGAGAACGGCACGUCGAGACAGGAGAGCCCCGCGCCGGAUACGAACGGAGACUCCGCCGCCCACAGGCUGAGUGUCAGCUCCAAGGACUCGAAGAAAGAGCUUCGUCCCCGUCUCUGCCACAUGAAGAAGGGGGCCACAGGCUACGGCUUCAACCUCCACAGUGAGAAGACCAAACCGGGCCAGUAUAUCAGGGCAGUGGACGAGGACUCCCCUGCUGAGAAAUCUGGACUUCAACCCCAAGAUAAAGUGGUGCAGGUCAAUGGCGUGUCUGUGCAGGGCAUGCAGCACUCUGAGGUGGUGGCUGCCAUCAAAGCAGGAGGAGAUGAGCUCCAGCUGCUGGUGGUUGACCCUGAUGCAGAGGCAUUCUUCAGCAGCUGCGGGGUUCUCCCCACUGAGGAACACCUCACAGGCCCACUGCCUGAACCUGCUGCCAGUAGAGAGAGUGCAGAUGAAAAGGUGGGGGAGGAGGAAGCUCAGGAAGCCAAACCCAAAAUAUCAGCGAGUCCUUCUACGUCCAGCACUUCCUCCACCGCAUCCAUCCCUGCUGCUAUGGUCAGCAGUCCACCUCCUGAGGACAAGCCAGAGGAGAAGCGUUUGAGUGGAGAUGUAAGUUUGGAUCUGGAUCUGAACAUGUCCCUGCAGCAGGCUAAGGAGCGCGCUCACCAGAAACGCUCCAACAAAAGAGCGCCCCCUAUGGACUGGAGCAAGAGAAGCGAGCUGUUCAGCAACCUGUAAAGCAGACACAUCAAUCCCUCUCUGUUUUUCCUGAUCACUCAUCAUUGUUCUUUUUAUUUCAUUUAUUUAUAAACUUCACAAACUUCUGUCAAGCUCAUGAGCCCAAUUCCUGAGAUUCUGUAAUCAGUCAUUAAAGCAAACAGGCUAUAGGAAAAAAAGGGAGAAACAAAACCUGCAUUUAUGAGAGAGGAACUCUUUCACUGUACUUUCACUAUAAUGAAAUGAUUGUUGGAGCUUUUUGUCCCCUCCCCCCUUCAUCAUUCCAUCUUUUUCCUCAUUUGUUGUUGUUUAUCUCAUCCUACCCUUUCACACCACUCAGAUGAACAUUUCAAGCCAGUGUUAUUAUGCCACUUAUGAUUUUAUAUCAAAUGUGUUGGUGUGAUUUGCAUGUGUUUAUUCCAGUUUUACAUUUAUUGAUCACCUUAAUAGAAAUUAGCUUAUCUGAUUUGAUGUUGCUAUAUUAUGUACAGUGUAGAGUUUAAUAAUUAAGUGGGGGAUACAUUUUUCCUGAACAUCUGUAUUCACUUGUUCAGAGACAAGUACUUAUCCUUAUGAGAUACUGAUAAUAUAAUAACUCGGUCAGUAAUGCAGUAAAAUGUACUGUGACACCACUGACAGUACACUUUACCGACAUCUAUCCUGUCUACAUUUGAAGACAGACUUUGAUAGAGUUCAGAGAACUCUUUCACAGAACUUUCAGACCAGUUGUAACUCUUUAGAGAGCCAGUACUUCAUUACAAAGUCUGAUGGAAAACAUACAUAACAAUAGAUAUCCUUAAUGAAAAUAUACAGAAAGGCUAUUUUUCAGAUCUGUAAAGCUGAGCCACUUUUUCAGAUUUAUUUUGUUGCUAUAAAGUACAGGACAAUAUCCCUGACUAACAAGAACGAUGCUGGCGCUCUGUCUGUAAAAUAUUCCAAAAAAGUAUUUGUAGAGGUCCUUUUUAAAUAACGUUUUUGAUGAGAUGUGUAAAUUAGUCUGAAAAUCAGAUACACUGUUAUACAGUCACCCAAAGUUUAUUUAAUGUCAAAUAUUUUCUCCUAAUUAAUUAGCUUUGAUUUUUACUUUUAAGCACAAUGCUAUUGUCAAUAUUCCAUGUUUUGUAAUGUUUGUAAUUUGUGCUGGGCUAAAAAUCAUUUUAGGCUGUUGACAGCAAUUUUUUAAAUGAACAUUCCUGAACAAACGUCCACUUCGUCAUCACUGUAUACAGUUGUUUAGCUAUGUGACAAUUCUGUUGUGUUAUCACUGAUGAAUAUAUGAAGAUAAAUAAAAAUAGAUUUUCAUGUA